This is a messenger RNA of Oryctolagus cuniculus (rabbit), 2021 nucleotides long. RefSeq lists its product as uncharacterized. Lineage: Eukaryota; Metazoa; Chordata; Mammalia; Lagomorpha; Leporidae. The record is from RefSeq and is a predicted model, not a curated record.
AGCGAUCCCUUGCGACCCCUGUGGUAGCGGCAGCGUCAAGGCUUCGCUGUUUGUAUCGCGCGCCGCCCAGCGCCCUCUCUGAGGCGCUCCUGACCAGGUCGACCGUCCGCCCUCAGCCAGGUCAGCCCAGACUUGUGACAUGAGUGCCCACAGUAAGGCGUCUGGUUUUAGCGACCGUAUUUCCCUGAGGAGCAGGGAGCAGGAGGACCCUGGAGGCCCCGGAACCCCGCGGUCACGUGUCCUAGGCUUGGAUUUGAUUCCGGCGGGAAGCGGCGAAGGCCAAGGCCAGGGCCAGAACCGGGGCAGGGGCAGAGGGGAGAGCGGGCCCUCAAGCCUGCAGGCCCUCAAGCGGCAGUUGGAGUCGGAAUCUGAGUCUGAGUCGCAGCUGGAAAUGUUCCAGGAGGGCGCGGCGGUGCUUCGGGACUGCGAGGCCCGGCCUAAGUCGCCCACCACCGACAGGCAGGGCGCUGUGGGGCCAGCGGUCCAGUUUGCUGAGGCGUGUGCUGCCAUCCUGGAGCCGCUGAGUGUUAGCAUGGCGCGUGGACUUCCGGGAGUAGGAAGAGGCGCCACCGAAGCGGCCGCCGCUUGGGCCCCUGUCAAGGCAAGCAUCAGCGGUAGAGGCGGGUUGGGCCUGAGCUGUGCAGAGUCCCUGCAGCGUUCUGCUGCCCCUCGGCCAGUGAGUGCCUUCAGGAAAGGCCGAGACCAGGGCCACAGCAAGACAAGAAGCGCCAGACGCCGCCUGAUAUUCACCACGGAUGAGCAGCGCACUGGCACGAAAGGCUGGCUCCAGCUGCCUUCUGACUCAGAGUCCUCGGAUGAGUUCUGGGACGUGCAGCCCUUGAGGGUGAGCCCUCGCCUGGAAAGAAGAGACCGGACCAAGGACCACAGCUCUGAGGAACCGCCAGAGAGCCCCAUAGCCUCGACUUCCCAUGGCGGGGAGAAUUUCCCUCACAUUUCAGUCCCUUUCUUAACCUCUACUCUCCAGGGACUCACUAAGGCCAUGGAAAUGCAGGGGAUGGGAGAGCUGGGUCCCUCUUCAUCGAAAAAAGUGUUCAGUGGGUUGCCUGGGAAGAGAGGGGGUAGCCCCACCCACCCAGGAGUUCCUGCUGCUCCUGCAGGAAGCCUGCCCCAAGCCACUUCUAGGAAGAAGGAAGCAAAAGAGAAGAAACCCCUAGUGGUUUGUCCCGAGUUUGUCCUGGGGUCAGCCUUUGCUCCAUGGGGCCAGAGAGCAUCAGCAGCUCCAGGGUAUCCAGUCACCUUCCCUAAAAUCCCUGGCAUUUCACUGCUUGAGGAGCCGGAUACAUCUUUCUCGCUCCCUUGGGUGCACAAGCAGUCCCAGCAGGGUGACACUGGGAAGGACUCUGCAGCCAGGAGGAAGUCCCAGCCUGUGGCUGCAGAUCGUGGCCCAGACAGAGAUCCAGACUCAGGGGCUCAAUUUCCAGCAGAUAAACCAGGGACACCUUGCAAGUAUGUGCCUGGUGGAGAAUUCAGCAGUGGAGAACGUAACAGAAGACAGCUCCAAGAUUCAGAAAACUUGGAGGCUUCGUCCCUGAGUCAGGGCAGUGUCACACCCAGAGGCCCUGCACUCUCCAAUGACCAGGAACCACCUGUCCGUCCUCGGAGACCAGCAAGGCAGCAGUUACCACCUGGAAUAGAGGGCUGUUCUCGGCGUACCAUGCUGCAGAAGGAAGUACAUGACCUUCGGGAACAACUAGCGGUGGUACGGUCCCUCACUGAGAAGUUCCGGAAGCUGUGAAGUGGGACCCAGCAUCUUCUACCAGACAAGCAGCUGUUCCCUGUGGAACCCAGCUCUCCAGUUUCUCUUCAGCUAGCACUUCCUCUGCACCCAUGAUUUUGUCCUCUCUCUACCCCAGUUUCAAAUUAAAGUACCUUUCCUGUUCCAUGUUCUGCCCUUUCUAGAGGGUUGGGAGCUGUUCUGUCAGAGAGAAUUUUAAGAGCAGUUCCCUUGUUUAAUUGGCACUACAAUAAACAUAUGUUUCCGUCAUGUUUUUGUAGUAUUC